This is a messenger RNA of Paraglomus brasilianum, 1959 nucleotides long. The record is from the annotation of a GenBank genome assembly. Lineage: Eukaryota; Fungi; Glomeromycota; Glomeromycetes; Paraglomerales; Paraglomeraceae.
AUGACUCACGAAGGCACCAAGAAGACUUUGUUAAUUGAAGUCGAAGCCUUAUACAACAGCCAAGACAGGACCAGGAGAGACCAGGCUAAUGCCUGGCUACAAACAUUUCAGAAAACGGUAUUGCUCGUGCUCACUGAUUGGAAAAGGAAAUCUCAACUAUAUUUUUCUGACAAUUUUACUUUUAUUCGUUUUUUAUGUGAUUUAUCAAUUGAAAAGGCAGAAGCAUGGACAAUAACUGACCAGUUGCUGAGAGAACCUAAUAUUACUGAUUCAGCACGAUACAUAGCAGCACGAACACUGCGGCAAAAGAUUACCCUAGAUCUUCAUCAGCUCGACGCAGCAGCCAGCAUAUCUCUACGCGACUCAUUGCUUGCAUUACUAUACGAGUAUCGUGCUGGUCCCCGUUAUAUAAUUACUCAAAUAUGCGUUUCUCUUGCUGCGCUGGCACUUCAAAUGUCUGAAUGGCGAGACGUACUGCCGCAAAUCACUGAUUUAUACGGAAAGAAUCCAGAGACUAUUAACUGUUUAUUAGAACUCUUGAAAGUUCUUCCAGAAGAGAUCAACGAGAAUAAGCGUAUACCUAUUUCGAGCGAGGAUUAUCAUGUGCGAUCACGAGAACUUCUGACCGACAACGCAGAACAAGUGUUGCAAUUGUGUCUGAUAUAUCUUCAGAACUCGGGACCAAAUACAAGUGAUCAGAAACGCGUGUUUGAAGUCCUAUUAAGUUGGCUUUAUUCGGGAGAUAUUGCUAUUAGUGCUCUGGAAACAAGUCCUCUGCUGGAAUAUACUUUCAAGGCUCUAGACUCUGAAGAGCUCUUUGAUACGGCUGUUGAUGUAGUAUGUGAGGUUCUCCUAGCAUCCCAGGACUUUAAUGACUGUAUGCCAGUAAUUGAGAAGAUAUAUCCAAUGUUGGCUGCGUUGAGCGAGCCACUUAAGAAAGCCGUGGUUGAGGAAGAUGAAGAAGAUAACGUUCGCGGCUAUUGUCGGAUAUUUACACAAGCGGGCGAAUCAUAUCUGCCAUUAGUUGUACGGCAUCCGGAAGCGUUCCAGAGCAUCGUUGAGGGCAUAGGGAUAUGCACAGCUUACAAUGAUUUAGAGAUUGUUAAAAUAACAUUUAACUUCUGGCAUCGAUUGGCUGACGCUCUCGACUAUGAGCAAAACGCGAACAUUCUCAAAGAAAUAUAUUCUAAUCUUGUUGAUGUAAUGAUUAAACAUUUACAUUAUCCUAAAUCUCUGUCUGACUGGACAGCAGAGAAGCGCGACGAGUUUAGAGAAUUUCGCCAUGUGAUGGGUGAUGUAUUGAAGGACUGUUGUCGAGUCUUAGGGUCACAAGCUUGCCUAUCGAAGGCUUAUUAUAAGUUAGACCAACAUUUAAGAAAUACUGCCAACGGAAGUGCAGUCGACUGGCAGGAAAUAGAGGCGCCCCUAUUUUCAUUACGAGCAAUGGGAUCAGAGAUUGAGGAAGGCGAAAACGUUGUUUUGCCUCAAAUCAUGUUUUUAUUGCAACAAUUGCCUGACCAUCCCAAAAUCCGAUAUGCCGCGACAUUGGUUGUUGCUCGGUAUUCCUUCUGGACGAAGACACAUCCAGAGUUGAUUGAUUAUCAAUUGACUUUUAUUACAGGUGGUUUCGAUAACGAUGAAGUUGCGGCCGCGUCUGCGCUAGCAUUCAAGUUCUUAUGCAAGGACUGUAGUGAGCUAUUAAUAGACUACCUACCUCGCCUAAUACCAUAUUACUUUAACCUAAUCAAAAAGCUCCACGGAAUGGAUAUGCUUGAAGUAACGGAAGCUGUAUCGCACGUUAUAGCUGCAGUGCCAUUCCCCAAACUAUCCGAACCCGUUAACCUCUUUUGCCAUCCGAUGGCUCAGCGACUGCAGGAAAUAGCUGCGAAAGGUCCGGCCGCAAGCGAAUCCGAGAUUAGGGAAGCAUGUGGUAGGGAUUUAUUACCAGAUAUGAAGUAA